This is a messenger RNA of Brassicogethes aeneus, 646 nucleotides long. The record is from the annotation of a GenBank genome assembly. Lineage: Eukaryota; Metazoa; Arthropoda; Insecta; Coleoptera; Nitidulidae.
AUAACCUAUAUUUAAGCUUGUAAACUAUCGUUAAGUAAAUUAAAAUCAAUAUGAGUUUAAACAAAAAUAGAAGUAUUUUGGAUAAACCUUUAAGUAGAGGAAAAGGGGAAGUUUCUUUAAGUUGUUUCGCUUUGUUGUUUUCGGAAGUAGUGCAAUAUUGCCAAAACAAGUCCCAAACAGUUCCAGAAUUGCAAACUAGACUGCAUGAUUUGGGACAAACAGUUGGUGUUAAAUUAAUCGAUUUGUAUUUUGUGAGGGAAAGGAAUGGUAAAAGAGAAAUCAAAUUAUUGAAUAUUCUGCUUUUUGUAAAAUCAACAUUAUGGAAGGCUCUAUUUGGAAGGGAGGCUGAUAAACUGGAACAUUCCAAUGAUGAUGAAAAUACUUACUAUCUAAUGGAAAAAGAUCCUUUGGUUAAUAAGUUUAUUUCCGUUCCAAAAGACAAAAGUAGUUUAAAUUGUGCCGUAUUUAUAGCUGGUAUUAUUGAAGCUGUUCUAACUGGAACAGGAUUUUCGGCCAAAGUGACAGCUCAUUGGCAUAAAGGCACAACAUAUAUGGUAAAGUUUGAUGAAGCUGUAAUUGCAAGGGAUAAGCAAUUAGAAGAAAGAUAAUUUAUUUAUUAAAUCAUAAAAAAUAAUUAAAUUUAAGC